AGGGCCUGAUUAUAUGGAGGCGAGCUGGCCCGGAUAGCGAGCUAGCCCCGAUGAUUUCAAGGGAUUGAAAAGAGCCAAAACUUCAAGGUUAAAAAUUACAAAUGUUUGCGAAGCACCACACGUCAUUCUGGUUGUAAUUCUCAAAUUAUGAUAAUGUUACCUGUUGACCUGGAGGAUGAUAUCGUGCCCAAAUAUCUGGAAGACGAGGACGAACAAGAUGGUCAGCAAUCGUCAAAAGGUUUGAAUGAAACGGAGGAGGAAAUGCCUCAAGAAACAGUUGAAGAAACAAAAGAACAAGACAGCAUCAGUUUACAUAGUACGCCUAGUUUACGAUUUGAACCUGUCGAAGAACACGAACCAGUUGUGCAGACGGAGAGGAUGCUGUUCAAUUCAUUGAUCAUUAAGUGUGUCGUUCAAUUGGAACUUAUCCAAAUGAUCGACAAUGUCGUCUUUUUCCCAAGCUCCAGCAAGCGAGAAGAUGAAGAUACUAUGGCUGAAUUACAGUGUCUCAACACUCCUCGACGAACCGCUAAACGAAAACACGACGGAAUGUUUCCACAUCUUACAUCUAACCAACUGUUUUUGUUUUGCGAAGUGCUGGAGAACUCGUAUAAGUUUGCUAAAGGCUUCAAUUUUAACAACAAGCUGAGGACGGCGCUUUGGAAAGCUGGUAAACGCUUCAUUAAUAUAUUGUAGCAUUUGACACGAGCGACACAUUUUUGUACAGUUUCUAUUUGAAUUGAAAAUUAAUACACGAGUAAAAACAUCACAUUGAAAACGUUCAAGCAAAAAGGCAAAUUUGUGGCUGUCCUUCCUAUUAGGGCACUCACUCCAAAAGCUGUACAUGUCCGUAUACCUAGACACCCACAUGCAGCGUGACCAAGUUUGUUUACCAGAUUUGGUCGUAUAAGCUUAAAUUGUCCUCCCCCCCUUUUCUGAAUGUUGCAUCUACAUAAAACA
Molecule: messenger RNA, 960 nt
Organism: Xenia sp. Carnegie-2017
Lineage: Eukaryota; Metazoa; Cnidaria; Anthozoa; Malacalcyonacea; Xeniidae
Product: brefeldin A-inhibited guanine nucleotide-exchange protein 1-like
Exons: 5
Coding region: 148-696 (182 amino acids)
Source: RefSeq, a predicted model, not a curated record